Messenger RNA from Impatiens glandulifera, 1071 nucleotides. RefSeq names its product protein RKD2-like. NCBI's taxonomy places the organism in Eukaryota, Viridiplantae, Streptophyta, Magnoliopsida, Ericales, Balsaminaceae. Bases 1 to 1071 code for a protein of 356 amino acids. Gene Ontology annotation, molecular function: DNA-binding transcription factor activity. The record is from RefSeq and is a predicted model, not a curated record. The transcript has 4 exons.
AUGAUAAUUGAAAGUCAGUCUUUGAAGGAGUGGUCAUCUAGAUAUGAUGGAUUCAUUUCCAAAGAAGAUGAUAAUAAUAAUAUUUACCAACAACAUUUCUCAUUUCCAAUGUCCCCACCACUUGUAGUUAAUCCUUUACAAGAUUUCAGGAUUAGUAGUAGUGAUCAGUAUUCUACAUCGGUGGUGGCGGCAGAGGCGACGGUGUUUCAAGAUACUAGUAUGGAUAAUUUUCAAUUAACCCAUUAUCAUGAUCCAUUAGUACUUGAUCAUCAUUUUGGAUUACCUUCUCACCCUUUCAUUAACAAUAUUCAAGAAGAUGAUUUCUUGAUGGGUUACAACAUUAAUGGACUAGAAGGUUUUUGGAAUAAUCAUGAAUCCAUUAUUCAAUAUCAAAACACGGUUGAUUUCGGAUCGAUCUCUUCUGACCCGAUAUUGAACUCCCCACUACUCGAUCAUCAACUUCUAUUGUGUGAUAAUAUAUAUGAUCAAGAGGUUAUUAAUAACGACGACAACAACAAAUGUACUUCGACGAGGAAGACGAAUAAGAGGAAUAAGAAAAUAAGUAGCAAGAAGAUUGAUGAUCAUGAAAACACGAGUUCAUGUACUCUAAAGAGUGAACUAUCGAGAAAGAAAAUAUCGGAAUAUUUUUACAUGCCAAUUACACAAGCUUCGAAAGAGCUUAAUGUUGGUUUAACUCUUCUUAAGAAAAGGUGUAGAGAAUUGGGUAUUCGAAGAUGGCCUCAUAGGAAGUUGAUGAGUCUUCAAACCCUAAUCAAGAAUGUCCAGGAAAUGGGAAGAGGAGAGACUAGUACUGAUGAGAAGUUGAAAGAGGCAAUUGGGAUUCUUGAGCAAGAAAGAAAGUUGAUGGAAGAGGCACCAGAUUUGCAGCUUGAAGACAAGACAAAGAGAUUAAGGCAGGCUUGUUUUAAGGCUAAUUACAAGAAGAGGAAGAUCAUCACCAUGAGUACUAGCAGUUCUUCUAAUUCUCUAAUUCAAUCUCCUGGUAUUGCUUGUGAUGAUCAAAAGGAUGAAGAUGAUGAAGAAGAAGAUCGUGAUUAUGAAGAAUUCUAG